CCUGGGUGUAAAAAUCAUUGACUGCGUUUCAUACAUACAUAUUUCUAAGGCUUGCGCUUUGGGAACCAUACAUUUGUCGUUUAACGGAAUUUGCAAUCCAUUGGAUGAACUCUAUGAUGUCUCGGUUACCACUAUGUCUACUGCUCUGCAUGGCUACAGCCCACCUGAGGCUCAGCCAUGCAUUCUAUGUACCCGGCGUCGCUCCUGUGGAGUUCAGCGAAAGAGAAGAAGUGGAGAUCAAGGGAGUGAAGCUAACGUCAACCAAAACACAGCUUCCUUACGAGUACUACACGAUAGGCAUCUGUCCGCCCUCACUGGACAAAAUCAUUUACAAAUCAGAGAACCUUGGCGAGGUUUUGCGUGGGGAUCGUAUCGUCAAUACGUUGUACAAGGUGCCGAUGAAGCAAAACAAGCCAUGUCAUGUAUUAUGUAAUGUCAAAUAUACCAAAGACCAAGCCAAGAUGGUUGCUGAUCGCAUCAAAGAGGACUACAGUGUUCACUUAAUCGCAGAUAAUUUGCCGGCUGCGACCGAAGUAAGAGCCAAGACGGAGGAAGAGCCGGCGCAGUAUGCACACGGCUACAAGCUGGGCUACAUGGUGGACAAAGUGCCGUACAUCAAUAACCAUCUGAUCAUGAACAUGAAAUACCACACGGUGCCGGGUGAGAACGGAGAGAGCGACAGCUACAGAGUCAUCAGCUUUGACGUGGCUGUCCGGAGCGUAGAGAACGGUCAGAUUACCCAAGGCAAGGACGACAUCUGCGUCUUCAAGGAGAAGAAAGAUGGCGAGACCGUCCCUGUCCAACCCUUCGUCGGUGACAAGGAAACAGAGAUAACAUUCUCCUACGAGGUGAACUGGCAGGAAAGCAACAUCAAAUGGGCAUCACGCUGGGACACCUACCUCAACAUGACCGAUGUACAGAUCCACUGGUUCUCCAUUAUCAACUCCCUGGUCGUGGUGUUCUUCCUCGCAGGUAUAUUGACCAUGAUCAUGAUCCGAACUCUGAGAAGAGACAUCGCACGCUACAACAAGGAUGAAGAUGUGGAAGACACAAUGGAAGAAACCGGUUGGAAACUGGUUCACGGCGACGUCUUCAGACCGCCCAAGGCAAAGCAGCUUCUCGCUGCUCUGGCAGGGACCGGUGUUCAGAUCUUCGUCAUGUCUGUCAUCACCAUCAGUUUUGCUAUGUUUGGGAUGUUGUCGCCUAGCAACCGAGGAGCCCUCCUUAGCGCUGCACUUUUCCUCUUUGUCUUUAUGGGGGUUUUUGCAGGGUUUUUCUCUGGUCGUCUCUACAAGACGAUGAAAGGGACCCAAUGGAUGCAGUCGGCCCUCAUGACGGGCCUGCUCUACCCAGGAAUCAUGUUUAGCUGCAUGUUCCUGCUGAACUUCUUCAUCUGGGGCAAGCAUUCGUCCGGUGCGGUGCCGUUCAGCACCAUGAUAGCCCUAGUGUGCAUGUGGAACGGGAUCUCGGUGCCGCUGGUCAUUUUGGGCCACUACUUUGGCUACCGAAAGCAGCCAUACUCCCAUCCUGUGAGGACCAAUCAGAUCCCUCGUCAAGUUCCAGAGCAAGUCUGGUACCUCAACCCAUUGCUAAGCACUCUGAUGGCUGGCAUCCUUCCAUUUGGUGCUGUCUUCAUUGAGCUCUUCUUCAUUCUCACGGCAAUUUGGGAGAACCAGUUCUACUAUCUGUUUGGGUUCUUGUUUGUCGUGUUUGUCAUCCUCAUUAUCUCCUGCGCCCAGAUCUCCAUAGUGAUGGUCUACUUUCAGCUCUGUGGCGAGGAUUACCACUGGUGGUGGCGAUCAUUCCUCGUGUCCGGGGGGUCAGCAUUCUAUGUAUUUAUGUACUCUGUUUUCUACUUUGUAACCAAGUUGGAUAUUACCCAGUUCGUUCCCGCCCUCCUGUAUUUUGGCUACACCUUCAUGAUGGUCCUAACCUUUUGGAUCAUCACUGGGACGAUGGGCUUCUAUGCAGCCUACUGGUUCAUCGUUAAAAUAUACGGUGCUGUCAAGAUUGAUUGACGCGGCAAGAACGGUAACAUGGUCAAACGUAGUAUUGGGCCACCAGGCUACCCGUCAUAAGAUAGAUAUUUCUUUUUUGGGAAAAAAUGUGUUGGUAUUGGAUGUGGGUAGACUUUUUUUAACAGUUCCUCAACCGAUUUGGCUGUCUCUACCAUUUUAUGUCCAGAGUUCAAAUGAUAAGUUUGUCGUUUUAUUUUUUGGAAUCGGAAUUGAACUUUGUUUCAGAGACAAGGCCUAUUUAUUACCUCUGAACGUCUGUGCUCCAUCUAGCAAAAAUUUAAUAACGUCUCCAUGGACACGGAUGCAGUUUUCCUUCAGUUUUAGGGAAAAGGAGAAACAUGGCCUGAAGUUGUCAUGUGAUUUUAGUCCGUAAUUCUCGGUGUAAACCAAUAUAAUUUGCCAAGAACAAUUUUAGAGUCUGCAGCGUUACAGCAUUGGAAAUAUUAAAUUUUGUACUAGGUUUUGGAAACAAAGAUCCGGUUGAGUUCGUGCGUAAAUUGGGACUUUUCCAGAAUUUCCCCAUCAAUUAUCAGCAGCUGAGCCCAAUGCGAACACAAGGCUUAAACAUCUGGGCCACCUCUGUAUUGUAGCCACCUCGGUACAGGGGCACCUGUUGGCAACAAUCCCUCAUCUACAUGUCUCUAGCUGUAUGUGCUUUUUACUGUAGAUUCAUUUUGCUUCGUGGUGCAAGGGGGUCUGUUUUUGGUAGGCUGCUUUUAAGAGAAUAGUUUUGUACUUAAAUAGAGGUGUAAUUCCCAACCAUUGCCAGCCAAAAUAGUCAAAUUUUGACAUUAAAAUCCACACAACACCGACAGUGGUGCUGUCCACAGCUUUUUCAUUGCAUAUGUAAUAUGCCAUUUGCCAGGUGGUAUUUGCGUGUGGUAUUCCUGCAUAGAAUUAGACGCUGUGGUAAGUUCUUGGACGUUUUUUAAAGAGCUUAGUUCAAUGACAAGAUUCGUGUCUUCAAGAAGUCUCGUACCACUGGUUCUGAUUUUGCUCUCUGCCCAUUCUCCAAGACAUCAGAAAAGAUCAACUCCUUUUUAAGUAGACUUGUAAUAGUCCUUCCUUGACCCUAAAUUUGUUGCAGAUAACUGUUUGGGGUUUCGCGUUAAUCUACAACAUAGUGUGGUCUUUUUGUGAGUUAAAAGUUCAGCCUCUUGGUCCAGCCCGAAGUUUUGACAAUCAGAACUGUGGCCUUUGCCAAAGGGUUUUUGGUAUCAAAGGUCAAAUGUUAAAUAGUGAAGCAAACCAAUGGGAGUGACAUGGUAUAUAUUGAACAGAGGUUUGCAUCAGUUUUGAUGGCCUCUAUUUUCCUUUUUUUUUUAACCCAAUUUUUUUUUUAUUCUUUGAUUGUUAAUCACUUUUAUGAGUUGUAGAAUUUUGUUUGUCAAUAGUAUGUGAGUGGGUGUAAAAAUCUCUGUAAAGAUCAAGUGUCACAUUCACAUGACUGUUUGGAAUUAUUCUGAAAGCCACAUUUGUUUAUUUACAUGCUUAAUAUCAAAUACCAGCAAAAAUGUGUAAUUUUUCAGUGAUACACGAGUUUCAACUAAUUAAAUGACAGGGUAAUGUGAUUUGUACUUUCAAAAGAAUUCGAAAUUCCUGAAUGUAACAACUGUGGCUUCAUUAAGAAUUGUUUGUUUUUCGGACAAGAGGUUCCAAACAGUCAGGUGUACUUCUAAAAAAUUAAUUUUCUUUUGUUUAAAGACUAUAAAAGUAUCCGAUUCGUAAGUGAAUUCGUCACAAAGGAGGACGAGCCAAGGUUUGCCGGCUCCCAUUGGACGAUCACUGAAGUUGCACGUUAACUUCCGGUUCCAUGGUUCCAUGUAAACGGUGAUCAGUGCAUAUGACUCUAUGCACAGUGCAUGUGCAGAGGGCGUGGUUUAAACUGAAGUGACGCCACACUUAAGAACUGGAUUGGUUAUAUUAAUAGUUCUUGGAUAUUUUUGAAACUAACUGAAAAUUUAUCAGCCAUUCAGAAUCUGUGGCUCAGAUUUACUACUCAUUGCAGAACCUUUCCAUGAUUCCGUCUCGGUACUUUUCAGGAAACAUGCAUAUUUGUUUACAAUACUAUCGGACAUGUUUAUUGAUGUGUACCAGUCAAUUAACAAAAUAGUGGUAGUUUAAAAAAAAGUCAUGCUAUAAAUUUAAAAGAUUACCAGAAGUUAUUUCAAACAUUAGAAAGUCAUAUAUUGUUCUGAAAUUUCAGAUGUACCCUCGCCAUUUCCCUUUUCAGCAGAAAGCUAUAUUACAAGUUCCGCUUUGAACGUCGGCUUCGAGUUCAUAGUCCCAGAGACCACGCGUGCUUUCAACAAUGUGUUUUCACCCAUUCCCAAUAUGCUGUUUGCUUGGAUGUUGUUUAUGGCAUGUAUGCGCAUUUCAAAGUCACACAUUUGCCUCAUUUUGUUCGCACGAGGUGCAGCUGGUCAUUCUUCUUGUAAAUAACAUCUUCAUGAGCAUUUUUAUUUCUGGUAGGUUUUGAUUUGGUAAAUCCUUUGCCGGCUGUAGUGUUCCGUAUUAACCCAUGUGUACAAGAAAAUAAAAAUCUAUUCUGAAACACUGA
Molecule: messenger RNA, 4578 nt
Organism: Acanthaster planci (crown-of-thorns starfish)
Lineage: Eukaryota; Metazoa; Echinodermata; Asteroidea; Valvatida; Acanthasteridae
Gene: tm9sf4
Product: transmembrane 9 superfamily member 4
Biological process (GO): protein localization to membrane
Cellular component (GO): membrane
Source: RefSeq, a predicted model, not a curated record